Lingula anatina is the source of this 1790-nucleotide messenger RNA. RefSeq lists its product as uncharacterized. The record is from RefSeq and is a predicted model, not a curated record. Lineage: Eukaryota; Metazoa; Brachiopoda; Lingulata; Lingulida; Lingulidae.
AUUGUGGCAUUCAUUCUACAUCAUACAUUAACAUGCCAUGGUUAUACGAGACGAUAUGAUAAACAUAUCGUGACAAAAUGGAGGCAAAUGCACUGGAAGAAAGAAAAUUAAUUAUGACACGAACUGAUCUUUUCAAAAUAACGAUAACAGAUGUACAUAGCGGCUGCAUCUAUGGGGAUAUUUGUUUCAGUGCUUGGUAGGGAUAGAGGGCAAGUAUUAAAUAUAUCGUUUCUGGCAUGUUUCCACAAAAUCAAUUAUCGUUGAAGACAAGCCAUUAUCAACAUAUUCCUCAAUCAUUGCUCUAUCCAUCCCUGCAACUGGAAUGUGUUUUUAUUUCAAUUAAUGUAUGAAGUGGGAAAUAGAAGUAGAUAGCAGGAUGUGCAGGUUUUGGGACAUUUUUGUAACGCUGUUAUACAGGUGAGAUGAUCGUUAACGACAGUGACACGAGAGUUGAAUCGACUCCACAGUGAAAGCGUCACACUUCGUAGAAUCUUCCAAAGCAAUAUAAGGAUGACGUAUGGGCACAGUGUCUCGGCCAACUGCAAGCAGCCAUUCCGCAUCUUCGCCUGUCUUUAGUUUGGCACGAAGGGAAAAUGCACUUCAAGUAUAUGGACGUUCCUCGUGUAGACUUCGAGCUGAUUGAAGCGACGGCAGAAGAUAACUGGGAAAAGAUCCACGAGGAUAUGAUGCGAGUGUUGUUUGACACAGCAAAUGGUCCGCUUUGGAGGGUGAGAAUAAUGAGCAUGCCACAACGAAAUGCUGACUCAACAAUGAAGGGGAACGUAAAUGAAAACGACCUGUUUAACAGCGUAGUCGUGUUUGGAAUUCAUCACUCUAUCCUAGAUGGAAUCUCGAAUCUAUUUAUGCUUCGCAGGCUAAUUAAUAUCCUAAACGCAGCCAUGUUGGGUGUGAAAUGUGAGGAUGGCGAUACCGUGAUGCUUCAUCAAGCUUUGGAAGAUCUUUUGCCAAAAGAUGAAAUGGCAUUUAGUUGGCGAGAUUAUCUUCAAAUAGCAAAAGCAAAGUUUAUAAAGUGGUUCCCAAGCAAGAGCCUUUAUAUGAAACGAUUCCUGCCACCGACUGCAGUAGGUGAUACAUAUACAAAAACAGUGGCGGUUGAAUUUUCAAUUCCAGAAACUGAGAGAAUUCUAGCAAAAUGUAAGGAUCAUGGGACAACUGUUCAUGGCGUCUUCUUUGCCGCUGCAUCCAUGGCCAUGGCCAGUCUGGUAUAUGAUGGAAAACCACCCAGCGUUUUGAACAUUGGAUCUACGCACGCUGUUAAUAUGCGGCGUUUUCUUCCACCCGAAUUAAACGCUGCUUUUGGCCUUUUGGUUUGGACACCUGCUGUCACAUUAAUAACUCCAACCACUGUGGCGUAUUCUGCCUUAUGGAGACUUGCAAAGAAUGCUACCCAAGUAGUUCACUCCGCACUUAGAAAUGGUGACGUCACGCAGUCUUAUAAAAUAGAGAAACACAUGGGUGACGACAGCGUGAAGCGCAUGCUAGCCUAUCCGGAUUGUACAAUGGAAUUUUUCAUGUCCAAUAUCGGAGACUGUGACAAGUUAUGUCCUCCUGGUGAAGAAGACUACGAAGUUCACGCUACAAGAAUCGUCACGUCCACUGCAUUACGUAGGUAUCCUGCGCCUUUUGUUCACUAUCUGCACAAAUUCCGAGGUCGAUUCUGCUACAAUAUAGACUACUGCACCAACAGGGUGAGUGAUACGAACGCCCACAAAUAUGCUGAGCUGACCGUGGAGUUGAUGAAGAUGGCAGCAGGAGAUGAACAGACAUAG